AUGGCAGUGUCCAUGUGGCCAGACAUCUCUCACCUCUCCGUCUCAAGGCCGGAGCUUAUCAAUGUUCUGAGGCAGAUGGGCCAGCAGGUCAAGUGGCCUCAUAAGAUGAAAGCCCACGACUCUUUCUGGAAUCCUGGCUUCUGGUGCGACUUCCACCAAGAUCACGGUCACAAAACGGAGGACUGCGUUGCACUAAAGAUCGAGGUCAACGACCUGCUUAGGAAAGGGCACCUUAGAGAGUUCCUUUCCGAGAAGGCCAAGAGCCAUCUAAGCAAGGAGACUACGGGUAAGCCCACUGAAGCUGCUCCCGUCUCGCCACCGCGACAGGAACGAGUUAUCCAUGUCAUCUCGGGCGGUUUGGAAGUCAGCGGCAUAAGCCAUGCAGCCGCGAGGAAAAGCACCUGGAAUGCCAAGCACGGCCUAGAGGCUGCCAAGCCAAAACGCCUGCUCCUAGGGACGGAUGAAAUAAGUUUCACGGCCAAAGAGCUAGAGAAAGUCCUCACUCCUCACCACGACACCCUGGUUAUCUCGCUCACUGUAGCGAACUGCCUGGUAAAAAGGAUACUGGUAGAUAAUGGAAGUUCAGGCAACAUCAUCUUCCAGGCCGCAUACAAGGACCCGAGGCUGGAGGAAGGCGCUCUAACUCGUAGGGUAACCCCCCUUAUAGGUUUCAGCGGGGAAGUCAAGCAAACCACUGGGGAGAUAACCCUACAUGUAUACGCCGAAGGAGUCAACAUGUCAACCAAAUUCCUCGUGGUUGAUUGCGAUUCGUCCUACAACAUGAUCUUAGGACGGCCCUGGAUCCACAGAAUUGGGGCUGUUCCCUCGAUUCUUCACCAAAUGGUGAAGUUCCCUACGCCCUGGGGGCAUAAAGGCGAUCAGAGGGGAUCAAGAAUAUUCCCGCGCCUGCUAUCAGACCACUCUGAAAGGAAAGACCAAGGUCUUAUAGCAAUUACAGAGCAAACCUCAUCACACCGAGGAACCGGAGGUAGAAGAAAUGGAUGA
Molecule: messenger RNA, 1005 nt
Organism: Brassica napus (rape)
Lineage: Eukaryota; Viridiplantae; Streptophyta; Magnoliopsida; Brassicales; Brassicaceae
Exons: 1
Coding region: 1-1005 (334 amino acids)
Source: RefSeq, a predicted model, not a curated record